Molecule: messenger RNA, 9485 nt
Organism: Dermacentor andersoni
Lineage: Eukaryota; Metazoa; Arthropoda; Arachnida; Ixodida; Ixodidae
Product: synaptophysin-like protein 2
Cellular component (GO): synaptic vesicle membrane; synaptic vesicle
Source: RefSeq, a predicted model, not a curated record
AACAGCAAGGCAGGCGUUGGUCUGCGUGGGGCGGAGCCGAUAUCAGCGGAGCUUAUGGAUUCCGCAUAAGCUAAGGACCAGAAAAACACGGGACGGAAACACGCAGAGUCGGACUGGUUGUCGGGCGCGCCUGCUACUUUGACAGGGCCCGUGGAGGAGCGAGAGGAGACGCAAGGUAGCAGCGGCUGGUGCGGGCAGACUCGGGGCGGCAGGCGAUCAGCGGGCAUCAGAGUUUCCAGGUUGAUUGUUUCAGGCCAGCGAUGGACCUUAAUUUCAGAGUCCUAAAAGAACCCAGAGGAUUCAUCAGAGUCCUGCAGUUUGUAUUUUCCAUAUUUGCUUUUGCAACCACAUCUGGCUUUGGGACCACGUCAAUUUUCUCGGUGACCUGCGCUGGAGCAACGACCCCGUUCAAAGUCAGUGUCCAGUUUGGAUAUCCAUUCAGGAUGUCCUACUUCCCCUUCCAAGUGCCCAGUUCCUGCCCUAUCACGCCUGACGACCGCAUCCUCAAGAGCAUUGAACUUCCCUUCAACUUUGCCAGCAAUGCAGAGUUCUUUGUUGCCACAGGCGUGCUGUCAUUCCUGUACUGUGUGGGCAUCCUUGGCAUUUAUCUAUUCUCCAGCAAGAUGUAUGCAGAGAACCAGACUGUCCCCAUUGUGGACCUGGGCCUGACAACACUGAUGACACUCUUCUGGUUUGCGGGCUCAUGUGCCUGGGCCCAGGGAGUGCGUGAUGUCAAGUUUUACAUGAGCCCUGACAACAUUUACAAGUGGCCUGCCAUUGACAUCUGCAGGGAUCCAGAGAAGGCCUUAUGUGCUUCGGAGUCAAGCGGAAGCUUUGCCACCCUGAAUGUGUCCUUGAUCUUGGGAUUCUUCAAUGUGCUCCUUUGGGUGGCUGGUUGCUGGUUUGUAUACAAAGAGACCAGCUUCCAUGGCCAGCGUCAGCAGCCCCCUGUUGGUGGGGCGGUGCCGCCGUUCCCGCAAUCUAAUGCCCAGUACCCGCCGCAGUCUCCGCCACCGAUCCAGAGCCCAACUUUCGGGACGCAGUACUGAGCCCCAGCACACAUUAAGCCCAAUGCACCUUGGCAAAACCCCGCGUUUAGGAGGCUGUGCACAGAAUACAGAGCGGGAAUAGCACGGAAUCGGGGUUGUAGUACACCGAGGCAAGCUGUCCUUAUCUGAUGCUCUUUGAAGAGUCUGUUAUAACAUUCAAGAUCUAGAGGAACCACAAGAUGGGGAUUUUGCGACAGCUAGACAAUGCGUGAAGAGCUCCAGUAUGGCAUCAACUGUGUGGAAAAAAAGGCAUAGAUGCCGAAAAGUCCUCUAGUAACGUCAAUACAUACACUACCCGUGCUCCACCUUGGCUCUCCUAAGGGCAGAGGUUGGUAUUGUGAACAAAGACAUGCAAGCAUAGGGCAUCCAUGUGUCUUUGUCUUAUUUCCCCACAUUAUUUACGCUAAAACUUGGUGGACUCUUCAUUUCAUGUGUCAAUUCUGAAGGGCCCAAUUUUGUGUAAGCUUGUUACAUUGUCUACGAAUUGCAAGAAGAGCAACAUGACAUUUUGGAGCUUGGUCUGCACAAAUCUGCUUUUUGCCAUGUUCGCAGAUGCCAUAUUGUUUCUCGUCGCCCUGUGUGAACAUAGGGCAUUGCAAAAAAGAGAGAGAGAAGGAAGAAGCAGAAAAGUGCAGCCUGCUGAGAGGGCCAGCAACUCCACUGAAGUGUUAGAAUGUUAGAAAACUGAAUUUUGUUGCAAGAGGGCACUCGCGCCACCCUCCUUCACUUGGGGUUUUGCCAAUGUGCUGGUGAUUUGACCUCUUCCAUAGGUUGCGCCAUUAUGUUUACAGUGUUUGUUUUCAUAUGGCACGUUCAUGAAUCAGGAGAUGCUUUUCCCAGUUGAUUUUUUUUUUUCUUUUGAAAACUGCUACACCCGCUGAAAAACAGAUUAGGCAUUGCUAUUGCAUUGCUUUAUUUAGGGAAAUGGCACCGCACCUGCACAAGUCAGAUGACGUCUGGAGCUUGCGCACCAAGAUUUGAAUGCUUGAGAGCCGCAAAGAUGUGCUAGACAUAAGCACACACACACAAGAUCUGUCUCUCUUGAAGCUUUACGUUUGCGUAGUGAAAUUUACCUUGAAUGUGUCCAUACACGCAACAACAUUUUUGCACAGCUAAUGUGCAGCCUACUUAUUUUAUACACUUAACUUUUUGGGUUGUGCUUUUCUUAGGUUCUUUGGCAGAGUUAAUGCAAGUUUUCUUUUUGUUUUCAACUUUACUAGCAGCUGCUGUGACUUCUUCUAGCAUGUAUGUGUGUUUUAUGCUCUGUGACACUAGACUUGUAUUAUAUUAGUCUUUUGUCUCUUGAGUUUCACUUGCUGAGGCCGUUUGUACAAGGAGGUCGAAAUUUAUUAACUGCCCACUGAGCUAAUUAAUGUAUCUCAUUUCACUGUUGCGUGCUAAAUGUUCAGCCUUAAUUUCACUGCAGCCCCCAGUUGUGCUCCAGAAGUUCAGGGCUUGCAAAUAAGCUGAUUUUUGGCAAUCUCUUGCCCUUUUAUUCUGUGAUGAUUUUGGCAUGUUUGUUUGCCAGAUGUCUAAAGUCUUGCCAUCUGUGCUCUGUAGUCAAACCUUAUCCCUUAUCUUGCAUUUUGUUUUAUCUACUUGUGAUUAACAUAGUUUCAGCCAGUUGUGGUAUUGAAGAUGAUGACAUCCAUAGCCCUUGUUUCGCACGGUGCAGUGGUAGAGAAGUUUUUUUCUUUCUUUUCUGUUCGACAUAGCAAUACAAAGUGACUUUGUACGAUGACACGUUAUAGGCCUUGCCUCUUCAGCCACUUAGGUCGCAAGCAUGAUUCACAAUGAUAGCGCAGCGAAAUUUGAAACUGCCAGUGAAUCGGCUUGCAGAGCGGACCUAAUACAUAGUAGGCAUGUGUGUGUUCGUAUACAUUAUUGGAGGGCAGAAAACACUGUUUCACAGGGCUCCCGGUGUUGGUAGACUAUUUUUGAUUCAUAAAACUCUCUUAACCGCUGCUGCAGUUCAUGAAUAAGAACACCUUUUAGCUGUGGGGGUAGAAGUUGUUCCCUAAUGCUAAGUCGGCUUCUGCUAACGCAGAGUUUCCCAAUACGGAGUGAGCUGCAGACGAACUAGUAUUAUACAUAAAGGGCCCGUCACCAGGUCUAGGCAUUGCUAACAGACAAGCACAGUGUGUAGACGACGUGCUGACGAUUGUGUGUGUAAAGUAUCAAACAUCCGUGCACUGCAGAAACAGACAAAAUUUCAAAUGAAAGCCUGUGCACCCUUUUUUUGGGAGCCCCGCUUCCUGCCAGAGAAUCAAGGUCACAUGCAUAAACACUUAUGCAUAAGACGUCACUGCAACGCCUGUAACGUCACUGAUUAUGGCCACGCUGUAACUGUCUAGCACAGUCUGCUUACACCUGAACUGCUGUCAACAGUAGGGAUGGGGUAGGGGAGUAAAAGGAGAGAGAAUAGCAGCAAGGGGAAUUUAGUAAAGAAGGGAACUUAUGUGACAGUUGAAUUUCUCCUGUUUCUAAUAACGAAGCAAUUUUAAAUAAUUCUGGUGGCAAGAUGCUCCUUAGAUGGCACUGUACAACUUCCAGUGUAUAACCAAAAAUUUCAGUGGGGCUUGGUUAGGGGUCCUUUGAGUAUGAAAACGGGGGGGGGAGUGACCUCUGUACAAUAAUGAAUUUGCCACAGCGUUUUGUCAAGAGAAGCUACCCGAGGGAGUUGACUGUAAGAUGUCUUGUUUAGCUGCAUUGGGGAUUCAAAGAAAGAUGGAUAGCUACACUUGGUUGAUAGCAAAUCACUGUGAUCAAUAUGUAUGCUUAGUGGUUUUAGUAGUAACCUUAGUGCCAUACACUUUUGGUGAUUUCAGAAGCCAGGAUGUAGCCAUCCAGAAACUUGGCCUUAUGUGAUUGAUUUGUUUUCUCCAGUGACAGACAUUUCCUUAAAUUAUUCAUCUUUUUCUAACUACUGCUGGUAACUAUUAUAGUGAGCUUUUCAUUGCUAUUUUGUUUAGCAUCGGACACUGUACCUGUUAAUAUCUCUGCUUUCGUUUACUCCCUCGGUUCACUUGUAUACGUGAAAAUCUUGCUAACGUGUUUUCCCGGUUAUAAUUGUAGCUGAAGUUCACUGUACUUGUGCCAUUCAGUAUGUUCAGAACAUUUGUGUAGUGCUUUCUCCCGGUUACAGCAUUCAGUUGCUGCUGUCCCAUGAAAAACAUGUUACGGGGGUUCUACCAUGUAUAUUUUAAACACAAGUGGGCACGUUUACACUUUAGCAUUUAUUUAGUUGUUCUGAAGAUCUGGUUGGUCAUCUGGCUAUGCUGGAGGUAACAAGAUAGAAACUACCUUUAUUGCAUUUGUUGUGAAAUGAGUGUUGUUGAGUUAAUGUAAAUAACUUAUCUAAAUCUGUAUUUAGGAAAGGGGUAUGCUAGCAGUGUAAGUCAAUGUAAUAUUGCAUUGAACAUCCAAGCUAGAGUGGCGCUGCUUUCGGAAAAGCAGAACGUGGGUUUCUUUCUUCUGUUUAUUAUUUAAGGAAGUCCUGCUCAUUCUUCUCUUCAGUUUGACAUCAUGCACAACAUGUUUACAGUUGAGUUGCAUCGAUCUGACUUCGACAAGAAACAGCAAACCGGUUUGGGCUCUUAGAUGUUCACUUUAGGCAUAUUAACAUGCACAGACACCAUUUGGAGCCUUCACAAGUAGUUGAUUGAGAAGGUUUGUUAUGUGCAAUACAAAAUUAGGUGCAUGAGAGGCACUUGCGUGUAAAAACCUUUUUCUUAUAUGUUCAUGAUUAAAAUGUGCUUCAAAACAACACUUUCAAAGUGUAAAACUUUUGCAGUGCGACAAGAAAGGUAAAAAAAGGACGAAGGAAGAAGUAUUGGAAGAAGACAAACGUGAGCGCUCGUGUUUGUCCUCUUGCAAUCCUUCUUCCUUCAUCCUUCUUUUACCUUUCUUUCCACACUUGAGUGCUUUGCACUGCAGAAAUUUUACCCCAUAGACUUAAAACCAAUUCGCCCACAUUGCUAUUCUUAUUCAACACUUUCAAAUAGAUUAUAUUAUGAAGGCUGAUGGUUUUCCAUUUGCGACAUUAACAGUGUAUAAUAAGUAUGUUUACGGUUCCCUAUUAAUAUAGUUCAUGCAUGCGAGACUGCCAUGUUACCUGUAUUGGUUGUGAUUGUUUUAUUUAGAUCUUUCGUAACUAAGUGAGUAUUUCACUCCAUUUAACCACCUUUUUUCUUGGUUGUGUAUGUAGAUGAAGAGCCAUAGUAGACUUUUGUUGUUUACCUCACAUGUUGCAUAUAUAGGUUGCAGAUCGACACUAUUGUCUAUGUCGUGCGACUGUUGUGACGACCUUGCUAUUAAUGUGCAGUGUACUUAUUUUUCAUAUGGCCCUCUAUGAAAUUUUUGCAUGGGGUGUUAGUUUUCACUCUGAACCAAGUUCUUUGAGUGUGGUUGACGAAGGAUUUGCUUUCUAGAGUAGUUGUGUGGUCGUAGCACCCUGUUACAGAUACUCACAGAUGUACAUUUUGGCACUAGUGAAAAUAUGUCAUCAGUACAACAUUCCAUUUUUUUUUAUUGUGGCUUGUACACCACACAAGAUCUGCAAAAGUUGCCUCAAGUAUGGAGGCCUUUUAUUACCUCCAUUAAUUAACUGUUCAGUUUGAUGUUAGCUGAAUGUGUUCAUUUAUCUUUUUUUGACUCCAUUUGUGCUAUUUACAAUCUGUGUGAGUGGGGUAAAACGAGUGCUUGGUUGGAAGCACUCAUUUACAGUCUUGAAUGAAGGAUGUAACAUUCUUCAACAGUAACUUUAUAGGUUGCCAUGAAUGGAAAUUAGACGACGUAUUGAAUGUGUGCUGACAAAACCAACAAUACGUGCAUAUUUCGUUGUCACGUGUUUAGUUAGUCUAAAUUCUUUUAUUUUUUUUUUUGCACUCUGUGUUAGAGAAACACAUAUGUUACAUUUGUGUGUAAUCACACCCGUAAUCUAGCUUAUGUAUAGCACUGUGGCAGCUAAGAGUCUUAAAGUCUGUGAGAUAAAAAAAAAAGGAGGGAGAGAAAAAGAAAUGUCAAGGAAGCUGCCAUAGAGAAACUUAUGCAUUGUUGACAUGCACAUGUGAGGAGUGCAUUUCUUUUUCACAUAGCUUUUUCAUGCACAUAAGGUUGACAGUGCAAAUGAAGGUGCUUGUGUUUAUUGGUCGUCUUGUUUGUUGAAAGUUCAAAAUCUGGUGCCAUUUGUGUGACACUUGUACAAAGGAGGCAAAUAUAUCCCCCUUCUUAGCUUCUUUUACAAAGAGCGCACCCAAUGAACAGCCAGCAAUAAGCAGUGGCUGCCAUGUAGGUUUUGUCGGUUAAGUAUACGGUGGCGACCCUGUAUGGGGGGCUUCAUUGGUGUUCCUAAUGACAGAGAGCUCCUAAAAUCUUGUACAUCCUAUUCUAACUUGUUACUGUUGCGUCGGAAAGUAUCAGUUGACUUCAAGACACACAUAUUCUGGUAGCAGUAUCAUAAUCUGGUGGCACCGAAAACCAAAGUGUCACUUUAGACAGCGUUAAUGUGCUUAAAUACAAGAAAGGCGUGCAUUGCUUGAACACAUUUGCUGUAUUCUAUGUUGGAGAGAAAUUGUACUUGAUUGGCACCAGUGCUGCUAUGACCAUUAAGUACAAAAUAAACAUUUGCAAAAGUUGUUUUCGAGCUUGUAAAAUUCUGAGCACUACAGAGGAGGCUUAACUUUAAACUGAGAAUGUGGUGCCUUCUGGUGAGGUUGCUCAUGAGGAAUGUGAAACAUUAUAAUUGAGUUAAAAAAAAUUAUUUUUUUGUUGAAAACUGCUAAGUGCCAUUGCAACCUGAAGUCACAAUUUUCUUUCCUGCAAGUCUUGUAAUUGCCUGUUUGUUUUCAUACCUUGCGCUAUUACCCCAUGGUACUUUGAUGCUUCUAAUGCCUGCCAUACCACCUGCUAAAUCCAAAAUGCUAUGCCCACUAUAAAACAGCGUAAAGGAUAGAUUGUUAUGGUCGCAGUUCUGGACAUUGCCUUUAGUGGUGUAACCGUCAAACCAAGCCCCCUAAGCAUGCAGUAUCUGCUACUAUUGACAAAAUACAAGACACCCUGUUAGGCAGAGCACAUAAGACUAUUGCUGUUUAGGAAGUGUGGUACUUUAGCGUUGUUGUGUAAGAAUGUGAGUGUGUGUGUGCAUGUGUGAGAACGCACAGAUGAGUGAAGAAAGUGAGAAAUAAUAUAUACAUUAUAUAGCACACUUCUUUUUGAAUGUUAAAUUGUUGGGGGGAAACUAAGGUAGCAACAAUGGACUACUUGAUGCACCGUGCAGCAUUAGAAUCUGCAGCUAUUUUUCUGUCCUAGCUUAGUGAAUCCUUUGCCCGGUGCAUGACCUGCAACACUGCGAAAACCUGAUGCACUACAAAGUGGGGUGCGGCCAGUAUGUAACAAAGAGAGCCAUUGCUUACUGCCACGCAUACAAUGUGCUUUGGAACAUAACCAGGAUUGCUGUGCAGAUCUGCAUUUCGGAGCGUUUGUGGCUGCGUUAAAAGUGCUUGGUCGUCCACCUUUCUGCGAUCCUCCAUGCACCUCACUUGUUUCAUGUUGGGUGGCAACAGCCGCCGUCUCUCUGCUGCUUUUGUAUGCCUGCGAGUGUUGUUGUUUCGUGGAUUCCCUGAGUUUUGUAAAACACUGCUCACAAGCAUGCGUGUAGGGCACACCGGUCGCGACACCGCUCGCGUGUCCAAAAGAGCGCACUGCCAGCUCUCUCUUUAGCUAUCUUACAUGCCUGCUGCUGUUGCUUUCGCUGUCACAGCCCGCUCAUGACACCACUACUCUGCAAACAUGCAAAUGGCUGGGAAGAAACAAAGCCCCGAGUGAGCACCGUGCCAGUCAGACAGCUCUGCCAUCUGAAGGCGACCAGUUCCAACUGACUGACCAUGAUGUUAUCAAAGUCCUACCGUGCUUCCAUUAUGCCUUGCCUAAUCUUGGCCACCUUUCUGUUCUGGCAAAUCUGUGGCGAGGUUUCUGAGAAAGAGGUUCUAUUCUCAUUUUAAUUCAUGAGAUUUCUUGCUGCUUUGCUUUCCUCACUGUUAGUUUCAAACUGUUUGGAGUUCAUGUGUUGAGAGGCUACAUCUUGUUGUAGCAUUACGUAAGAGUUACUGUUCAAGUUACUAAUGAUUCAUGCUUGUCAACUGUACCAAUUCAUAAUAGUCACUGUUGAUUAGUGGCGGCUGCAAUUUCCACGGCCCACGCAAAGUAUCGGCUUGCGUGCACUGUCUGAGACUUUCCAGCUCAGUGAAAGGGACAUUAAGAAGGAAAUAUGUCUUGUCUAGAACUUGGGAAUGUCCCUACAGUACCACUCUUUGUUGCUACAGGGUGACAAGUGCUUUGGAUAUGAACUUUACAUUCUAGACAUCUGCCAACUAGACGAUAUCAAAUGAGGAAAAUGUUUUGAGAAAAGUGAAAUGAUGUAUGAAAAAUUCCUAAGUGGCAUCUACAGCAUGUGGUAAAAAAACGUCUUGCAGGUUACUUCUGAAUGUAUCACACAGGGGAUCGGGUACAGUUGAUUCUCUCGGCUGAAAUGCUGGCGCCCUACACACCCAAACGUUGCACAAUGAUGGCAUUUGAUUACAUGUCUGUUGGACACUGAACUUUAGUACAGUAGUUUCCUGGUUCACCUGAACUGAAUCAGAAGUACGAGUUGUAUGAUGCAGUACCGCACCAAGAAAGCAGAUGGUUUUGGCUCAAAAAAACAGUGCUGCCAUCUGGAGGUCAAAAUGCUGGACAGUUACGCUUUUUUUUUUUAUAUAUAUACAGAUGGCAUCACCAUUUUCAAAGUUAGAAAGAUCUGACUUAGACCAGCACCAUGGCAGAUUAUGCUUAGUUAAGACUGAUUCUAGAUGAAAUGAGCUAGUACUGCACCAAAACUUCAUACUAUACAAGUAUAUACUACCCAGUGCAUUGUUGCAUGAAAUUUGAGCACAAAAGGGCCAGCUGUUUGAUCAGGGGAGCUUAAGAGACAAAACUUGCUACAUUCGCCUUUUCUGAAGAGUGCUUAAAAGUUGCACCAGAACGAUUCCUUAGCAAACAGUUUGCCUCUGCAUGUGUACAUUUGCAUAACUAAAUAUGACUGACUUGGAAUCUGCAAUGAAACUUUUCGCCAACGCCUGUGUUUUCUUAUUUCAGUUGACAUUUUGUCAUGUGAAUGGCAAUCCAUUGGGUGUGCCACUACACCGCAUGCGUAUAUAGUCUACAGUAUGUGUCGUGUGUAUGUGUUUGUCUGUUGUGUGCAUGAAUGCCAUAGAAAGAACCAAGUUAUUGCAUGCUACUUGUCUUUUUUUUUUGUGUGUGAGCCCUCCCAUGCGUGACCAGUGUUCAAAGCUGUCUCAGAGGAACCUGUUACUGUUGACACUCUUGACAGAUGUACAUAGUACAUAAUGUAAAUGUCCAAGAGAAUAUAUUACUGGAAAUAAAGCUUCAAAAUGUGAA